This is a messenger RNA of Oryzias melastigma (Indian medaka), 1295 nucleotides long. Its product is annotated as transcription factor HES-5. NCBI's taxonomy places the organism in Eukaryota, Metazoa, Chordata, Actinopteri, Beloniformes, Adrianichthyidae. Gene Ontology annotation, biological process: regulation of transcription by RNA polymerase II; regulation of neurogenesis; anterior/posterior pattern specification. The transcript has 2 exons. Gene Ontology annotation, molecular function: DNA-binding transcription factor activity, RNA polymerase II-specific; RNA polymerase II cis-regulatory region sequence-specific DNA binding; protein dimerization activity. Gene Ontology annotation, cellular component: nucleus. The record is from RefSeq and is a predicted model, not a curated record. Bases 37 to 636 code for a protein of 199 amino acids.
GAGAAACUCCAACAAUCCGCAGACUCACACAUUCAUAUGGAGAUUUGGGUGUAUAAAUACAGGGCUGGGGCAGACACUCCAGCUCAGAUUCAACUGACUCUUCAAUCCGAGCAGAAACGCUCUGACUCUUCAGCAAUGGCACCCACUGUUUUUCGUCAGGAAAGCAAGGGCCACCUGACUCCUGCUCAUAAGCUGAGAAAACCAAUGGUGGAGAAAUUGCGUCGGGACCGCAUCAACACCAGCAUCGAGCAGCUGAAGUCCCUCCUGGGUCCGGAGUUUCUGAGGCAGCAGCCCGACUCCAAACAAGAGAAGGCCGACAUCCUGGAGAUGGCCGUGUCCUACCUGAAGACCUGGCAGCAGCAGAAGCAGCACCAGCAGAACAGACUGGCCUCUGGCCUCAUGAGUGCCAGCGAUGGCUACUCCCGCUGCGUCCAGGAGGCCGUCAGCUUCCUGACCCACAGCGAGGCUCAGACCCAGGCGCACAGGAUGCUGCUCAGCCACUUCCAGGGUCUGCAGGGAUCCAGCAGGACCCCCCUCAGCCCCUGCUCCCCAUCUCCUCCAGGCUCUCCUCUUCAUCCGCUCAGCUCCACCAAGGGCGGCAGUCAUGCCAGAAGUGGUCUGUGGAGGCCCUGGUAGGACAGGAACUGUGAUGGACAGACUUGCUGCUUCCUCUGUGGUUGGGAGGAAUGUUUUUCAGCAUAUUUCAGUGUUGAGGCGUAUUUGGCACCAUGUGCUGCUGUUUGUUGGGGGGGUACUGAAAUUCUUCAGGUUUUUAGAUCAUAUGUACACCGUGUGUACAGAUGUUGCUUAUUAUUUGGAGUAUUUACUCCGUUGUGAUGUUCAUGUUACAUAUGAGCAAAGACGUAAUGUUGUAUUUGUUUUAUAAACAUGCUAAAGUACUGCAGUGUCUGAGACACAGUUUGACUUUUACUGUGAUACUGAGUAUCCUGACUGAUAUCUGUUUUCAGCUUGUUGCUGAUGAAUCAAAAAAGCCAUAAGUGGAUCCUGUGGACCCUUCUCUGCUGUAAAUCCAAUGUGGAUUAUAUAGAUUUUAUUUUUGAUGACUGUUUGUAUCCAUAUUUGGGCUUAAAGGUGAAGGGGUGUAAGUGACAUUCCUGACAGUACCUGUUCUUAUAGAUGAUGUUCAUCUGUUAGUGAAUACCUUUGAUAAAGGUCUUUUGUGAAGGCAGAAGUCUUUUCUAAAACGUUGUUAUGCUUCUCUGUGAAGUUUGCAUUUGAAAAAAGGGGGAAAAAAGCAAAGAACAAAUAAAAUACAACAAGUUUCUCUGAACUCA